CUUUCUUUUAUAAGCACCAAAUACGUCAUUUCCUUUCACUAAGCCCAUCAUCCUUUUACUCUUUUUAUUUUUGCAUACUAUUGGACUAGAUGGAUAUUCGUAACUUAUUAAACGAACCAUUAGUAAAUGAAAAGCCUUUUGGCUGUAAUUGGUCAGAGUGUUCAAAAGCCUUCUCACGCCGUUCAGACCUUUCCCGACACAUCCGAAUUCAUACAGGUGAAAGACCCUAUCACUGUAAAUGGCCUACAUGUGGAAAGCAGUUUAUUCAACGAUCUGCGCUUACUGUUCAUUAUCGCACUCAUACGGGAGAAAGACCUCAUGUUUGUGAACAUGAAGCUUGUGGAAAAUCAUUUAGCGAUUCUUCCUCUUUAGCUAGACAUCGACGCACACAUACUGGUAAAAGACCCUAUGUUUGUUUAUCUUUAGACUGCGGUAAAUCCUUUACUCGUAAAACUACCUUGUCGAGACAUCAACGCUGUCAUGAUCCGAAAUGGAAGUCCUACAGUAUGAUUAAUAACUUAACUCCACCUAGCUCACCAACAAAUACCACUAGUGAGUCGGAAUCUGACUCUCCCUCCGAUCUUUUUCAACAAAGACUAUUAAACGAAGAUUUUGUUACUUACAAACCAAUCAUGGAACCUUUACGCUCUGAUUGUUAUCGUGCCUUUGUUUAAACCUUUUCUCUUUAUUUUUAUAUCUUUUUCAUCUUUAUUUUUUUUUUCUUUUUCUCAUUAUUUCCUGCGACACGAUUUGCUGAGCGGAUGAAACCAUUUACCCUAUGACACACUUUUCUUUCUUUCUUUAUUGGUUGUUAUGCUUUCUUUUUUUAUGAUUUCCUUCCCCUUUAUUUUUUCUACCAUUAAAAAAAUAUAUAUAUAUAUAUGUAAAUGA
Messenger RNA from Mucor mucedo, 891 nucleotides. RefSeq lists its product as uncharacterized. The record is from RefSeq and is a predicted model, not a curated record. The transcript is spliced from 3 exons. Gene Ontology annotation, biological process: regulation of transcription by RNA polymerase II. Gene Ontology annotation, cellular component: PcG protein complex; transcription regulator complex. NCBI's taxonomy places the organism in Eukaryota, Fungi, Mucoromycota, Mucoromycetes, Mucorales, Mucoraceae. The coding region runs from base 90 to 674 and encodes 194 amino acids. Gene Ontology annotation, molecular function: RNA polymerase II cis-regulatory region sequence-specific DNA binding; DNA-binding transcription factor activity, RNA polymerase II-specific.